Molecule: messenger RNA, 777 nt
Organism: Symbiodinium natans
Lineage: Eukaryota; Dinophyceae; Suessiales; Symbiodiniaceae
Source: the annotation of a GenBank genome assembly
AUGGUGUUUUUUCAUGUGCUUGGGUGUGUUUGGGACCCCCGUUCGCGAGGCUUGCCGCAUGGACUCGUCGGUCUGACGGCUCCGCUGCAGGUGCGGUGGGCAAAGAAGGGCAACAAGCGGAAGAAGCAGCCCAAGCGCGCUGACCGCACGGAGGAGCAGAAGGCAGCCAGCAGUGGUCCGAGAAUGGAGCGGAUUUUCGACAAUGUGAUGCAUCCGGAGAGCCCUCACCAAAUGAGCAUGGUGAUUCGGCGCCAUAUGCGUGGCUUGACAUCCGAUGGUCGGCACAACACCCGACGAAAGAAGGAUCUGUCGCGCUACACCAACUACCGGGUGCUCAGAAUAGCUGGGCUGACCCACGACAAUCCAACAGAAGAGGUCAACAGGUUAGGCUUCCUGACGCCCCUCACUGACCUGCAGGACUCCUCAAACCUGCCCCGCUCGGCGAACCACAUUCGCUUCAGAUAUCCUCACACCCUCAGCUACAAGGUCUACUGGGGGCCCCCGACCGUCUACGACGUGCCCAACGAGUAUGAAGGUUCGAUGGUUGGAUGCACCGUGGCAGUUCGGCUUUGCGACCUGCCGCUUACACAGAGGCAGAAGGAACGUCUGGUGGACAUUGUCGGCCAUCAUCGAGUGUGCGAGAAGACCGGCGUGCUCACGCUGGAAGCCGACCACUUUCCGGAGAGGAACCACAAUGCGGCUCUCCUGGGAGACAUGUUGGAGCAGCUCAUGCGAGAGGCGAUGCUGGCGGACGAGCAGAACCCUGCUGUCGAGUGA